Molecule: messenger RNA, 3371 nt
Organism: Oldenlandia corymbosa var. corymbosa
Lineage: Eukaryota; Viridiplantae; Streptophyta; Magnoliopsida; Gentianales; Rubiaceae
Source: the annotation of a GenBank genome assembly
AUGGCGCGAAAAGGAAAUCCAAUUUCGGUAAGACUUGAUCUGAAUCGUAGUUCAGAUUCAAGUUGGUUCAGUGAGGGCGACCGCGAAAGUCACCGAAUGGGUCAGCCUUUUCCUUCAGUUUAUCCCGUAUUUGAAAUCUAAAAAAAAGCGUGGGAGGACGUUGCGGAUGUCCGCGGGGCGGACACGACUUCUUCUAAGGCUAGAAGACCACUGGAAGACACCCAGGACUAGAGCAUGUCGUGAAAGAAGCACGCUGGGCGGGCGUGCUUCGACCCUGUCUCCGGGGCACAGUUGAAUGUAGAUAUCAUAAACGCGAGGUGCAGGAUAUCAGGCGGAGAAACCCGGGCAACCACUCCCUUAUGUGCCAAUCGCUAGCGCAUCCAGGGCCUGGCGCCCAGCUCAGCUGGAGAGGCCUAGCCUGAUCUGAAAAGUGCUAAUUUGGUUCAGUUCAUUCAAGAAUACGCCCCCGCUCCUGGAAUCAAUAAGAAAAGAAGUGCUAAGUUUCAGAUCAGUGAAUAAACCGAAACUAAAGAAGAGAAGUUUAUCGCUCGGCGCCUAAAGCGCACUAUGCUCCGCUUCAAUAAAUGAGACUUUUCGGUGGAAGCGGUGAACCACGCGAGCUGGUUAGAUGCGUGGGACAGAGGGCUCGUAGUACCUGCUAGCGCAGCUAUGCAGUGAAAGGGAAAAGGAGCCUAAAUCGACCCCCUUCUUUCUUUUCUUUUUUUUUUUCUUUGAAAUUUGAAAAAAAGCAAUAAAGGAGAUUAGACUCUCGGAUGAGACUAAGCUGCUACCUAUCAUUCCGACGCGCCCUUGGCCUAUCUUGAUUAAAUAAAGACCAAAAACCUAUCUAAAGUGGAGCCUAGUUUAAGCUGUCAAACAAAUGAUAGAAUAGAAAAAAAGAAUAAACACUGGUAGGGAUAUGAAUGUAGUCUCGCUCAGUAAAGAGAGUUGUAGAUUCAUAAAACAGGAGAAGAGCCUUUACCUUUUUCUAUUAUUUAUAUUAGUAAAGUGCGCUAGCUGCAAUCAAACUAAAGCAAGAAGGGAUAAAGUUGACUUUUUGAUUUCAGGGCCUUUAGGCUUUACUAAACUAAUAAGAUAGAAAAGGGGCUUUUUCAUCAGGGUGGGCAGGUGCUUAACGCCCUAUACAAAAGACCUUUCCUUUCAAAUGACAACCGCCUCUUCCUGCUGCGAGGGCGUUGCACAAAAAAAACCAAACCGCCCCCCACCCGAUUAAGUACCAGUUGCUUCGCUGGUAGGCCGACUUAGGUUAGGGGGGAUUGUCCCUCAGUUCUUACCAACCUCCGAUGUGUAAUCAACAUGUUGUUAACUAGAACUCGAUCGAAUAAAAAUCAUUGAUUCCCUCUGCUGUCAAUUUCUUAUUCAUUCGUGGCGCUCGGCCGGUGCUCCUUUCUCAUCUCAAGAACAACUCUGAAAAGAUAAGGGAAGACCGCCUGAGCGAACCGACCGAAGGGACUUUUUUUAUCCGCGAUAGCGGCUUAAAGAAAAGCCUAUCACGACCUUAAUGGCCUUGAUCGGCGGGGAGGAGCAUCUCAAAGUAUAGGGCAAAAGACCAAGCGCUUUUACUUUGUCUCCCGGGAUCCACCACAGGUUGGGUUUGAGAGCCGUGUGAUGGGUGACUAUCCCGCACGGUUCGGAGAGCACUUUUAGUCUGCGUUGGUGAAUGGAAGCCCCCCUUAUCAAGCAAGAAGGAAGCGGCUCUUCCCACGGCGGAGUCACCCAUUGACUCUAUUUAUUAUUAUGGUAAAUUAGUGUAUCAAGAUGUCAAUCUGAGAUCUUAUUUCGGUUCGAUACGUCCACCGACGAGACUAACCUUUGGCUUCCGUCUCGGUAGGUGUAUUAUUCUACAUUUUCCCAAAAGAACAUUCAUUCAUUUCUUUCUUCCCCGUCGACCACGACGACUGAAACGACGCAAGAAAUACAGACGCAGAAAGGAGAAGGGCCGGUGGUGGGCAUUUGGGAAAGUCGGCCCAAUCGGGUGUCUUCAUUCAAACGACGGUACAGAAGAAGAACGAAACGAAGUGAGAGGCCGGGAGGCAGGAAAAAAAGUCGAGUCGAUCAGGCUCGACGAUCAGGAGAAGCAAAACGAAAUCAGGAUUUGGCCGAAAAAGAAGCAACGCUAUGGAUACCAUGACCGAUCACCAUCGAAAAAGAAGAAUCUUUCUAAAGAACUUCGGGUCAGCGAGGCCUUCAAGCAUCCGAAAUACGCCGGGGUUGUAAAUGACAUAGCGUUCCUGAUAGAAAACUCCUUCAGAAAAACAAAGUUAUUCAAGUUCUUUUUUCCAAAGAAGCCCCGCUCCAACCGUCCGGCGAAUCAUCUACUUAAAAAGACCCUCCCCGCAGUGGUGCGCCCUUCCUUAAAUUAUUUGGUCAUGCACUACUUAUUGAAUACAAAAAACAAAAUCAAUUUCGAUCCCGUCAUAGUUCUCAAUCAUUUCGUGGCACCGGGCGUAGCUGAACCAUCUACGAUGGGGAGAGCUAAUGCUCAGGAAAGAAGCUUAGAUAAGAGAAUACGUUCUCGCAUUUCUUUUUUUGUAGAAAGCUUGACCAGCGAGAAAAAGUGUUUGGCCGAAGCCAAAACCAAAAAGAGAUUGAACCACUUCAUUCGCCAAGCGAAUGAUCUUCGCUUUGCGGGAACAACAAAAACUACCAUCUUGCUUUUUCCUUUCUUCGGUGCUACCUUUUUUUUUCUAAGAGAUGGGCUUGGCGUAUAUAAUAACCUUUUUUUUAAGGAUGCCCGGAAAAAACUCCUAGGUAAAUUAAGGAUAAAAUGUUGGAACUUCAUGAGUAAGGAGGAUAAGGUAAUGGAAUUGAUAGAGAAAUUCAUAGACCUAGGUAGGAUAGGAGAAUUGUUAAAAGGAAUAGAGAUGAUGAUAGAGAUCAUACUGAGAAACAGAAGAAUUCCGUACGGGUACAACUCUUAUUUGAACGAAAUAAAAAAAAUGCGAUCUUUGUUGUCUAAUAGAACAAACACUAAUACGUUAAUUGAAUCAGUCAAGAUCAAAUCUGUUUAUCAAAGUGCUUCUCCGAUUGCUCAAGACAUUUCUUUUCAACCGAGAAACAAAAGAAGAUCAUUUCGUUCUAUUUUUAAUAAAAUAGUGAAGGAAAUUCCAUUAGUAAUGAAAAGGGGGGUUGAGGGGGUCCGUAUAUGUUGUUCAGGUCGAUUAAAAGGUGCAGAAAUAGCUAGAACUGAAUGCGGAAAGUAUGGAAAAACAUCUCGUAAUGUAUUUAACCAGAAAAUCGAUUAUGCUUCUGCGGAAGUAUCUACUCGUUACGGAAUCUUAGGUGUCAAAGUGUGGAUUUCAUAUAGUAAAAAAAGGCAAGUCUCCAAGAGAAGUUAUUCUCUCUCAUGA